Messenger RNA from Morchella importuna, 2502 nucleotides. RefSeq lists its product as uncharacterized. The coding region runs from base 1 to 2502 and encodes 833 amino acids. The transcript is spliced from 2 exons. Gene Ontology annotation, cellular component: nucleus. Gene Ontology annotation, biological process: rRNA processing. The record is from RefSeq and is a predicted model, not a curated record. Lineage: Eukaryota; Fungi; Ascomycota; Pezizomycetes; Pezizales; Morchellaceae.
AUGCCGCCACCACCCAGCAAACGAAGCAGCAAGGGCGAAGACAGCAUCAGCGCUCUCCGCACCAUCACCUCUCUUCUCAGCACCUCCGACCCCGCCGUGCUACCCACGCACAUCCCGACGAUUGUGUCGCUACUGUACUCGUCGCCCGUACUGGAGACCUGCCACACCCUCGCAAACUCACAACAGAAGAACAAGAAGGGGAAGGGGACCGCAGAGGACGCGGGCGUGCUGCUGCACAAGUACAAGACGCGGGUGACAACGCUGAUACAGGGCAAGACGGCGCAGGUACGGUGGUGCGGCGCGGCGCUGGCGAAGGCGAGUGUCGAGAGUAGCUGGGAGUGUCUGGCGGGCCAGGGGGCUGUGUGGGUGAGGCUUUUGGUGCCGUUGUUGGCUAGGCCGGAGCCAGCAGCAACCCACAGAAUCGCCAUAGCAGCGCUGACACGCGUGUUCACGGCGCUGACGGAGGGCAAGCCGGCGCUUGUGCGCGAGCUCGUGGUGCCCAAUCUGCCUGCGGCGAUUGGGCAUCUUCUUGUUCUUGCCGAGUCGUCGGAGUCGGAGUCGGGGUCGGGGUCGGGAUCGGAGCUGCGUGCGGUGGUGCUGGAGGCGCUGCGCGAUAUCCUGCGGGCGCACCCGGUGACGUUUCGGCCGUUUGCACAGAAGGCGUAUGGGCUUGUGCUGGGGGUGCUUUCGUCGUCAUCAUCGUCUGCGGACUCGGUGGAGGAGAGGCUGGCGAGGGAGGUGUUUGCACUGCUGCAUCUGUGUGCGUCGGGGUCCUCGCCCUCUUCGCGUGGGGUCGGCGCUGGUGGUGGUGCUGAUGGCGCGGGUUCGUCAGGAGGGAAUAACAAGGCCACCGCUGUGGCCGACGAGUGGACGAGAGGCUUCAGGGCCGUGAUCGAGGACACGCACGCCACGCUCACCACACUCCUCCGCUGCGUGGUCGAGGACAGUGACUACGGCAGUCACCAGCACAGCGACGGCGGCAAAAAAGAGCUCACUACCGAAGCCCACUGCGCGUCGACCCUCGGCCUGUCCGACUGGCGCGGCCCCUCCGCCGGCGUCCAACGUGCCAGCGUCCUCCUGCGGCAGCUGCAGUCCUUCUUCACGCUCCCGUCCACAGCCCAGGUCUCAAUCCCCAUCGGGCAGCUCGUGGACCUCACCACCCGCAUCUUCAGCGUCGCCCCAUCGUCCGCGCAGAUCAACCAGGCUGUGGAGCGCUCAGAGCGCGAGUAUGUGUUUGCACGCCUGCCGGAGCUGCAGUGCGGUGCGCUGGACCUGCUGGCGACGGUGCUGGCCCGCCUCGGCGGUUUGUUUGCCCCGUUUGCGCUCAUGCUCGUGGACCAGGUUGCCUAUGUCUUUGCGGAGCAGGGCUGGAACGCGGACGUCAAGACGGCGGUGUACACGUUCCUCAACGCCCUCCUCGAGGCAUUCGGCAGCGGCCUUCCAAAAGCGAGCGUCUACGCACUGCACCCCGUCCUCUCCAGCACCUGUGACGACCUCCUCCCGCCCCCGCCCCCCGCCGCAGCCCCCACAACCACAACCAACACCACCACCGCACCCGGCAUCGGAAAACCCAAGCACACCACCGCAAACAGCGCACCAGGGAGCUUCCAUGCCGACGCCUUCCUCUCCAUCCUACCCACCGGUGGGACAUUCGCGCACCAGGGCCUCGUAGCAGCGGCCGAGACGCUACUCGCGACGGCGCUAGCGCGGCUACCGACGGCGUAUGUGCGCUCGGAGCUAAGGACCAAGAUGGACCGCACGGCGGUGCUGACGGGCAACACGGAGGCGAUGCUAGCAAGUGUGUUGUUCCCGCCAUUGGGGGCACGGAGGGGCGGGGCUGUACUGCCGCAUCUGGUGGGCGCGCGGGGUGGUAGUAAGAAGGCGCUGGUGGUGGAAGGAGUUGUGAGGCCGAGGUUGCCGGUGAUUUGGACGGGUGGGAGGAGGGGGAAUGAGGGGGAAGAGGAGAUUACGGACGAGCAGGUGGAGGAGGGUGAUGAUGAUGAGGAAGAUAGCGAGGAGGAGGAGAGUGUCGGCCCACUGGUUUCCGUUUCUUAUGGCAAGAAGCCGUACCCCGUGGAGAUGGAGACCGCAUCAUACGAGUCCCCGUUCAAGCGCCAGAAAACGGAGGCGGCCAUGGACUCCACAACCCAGGGAACAACCGCCGCGGCACGGAAACCCUCACUGCUGGACGACAUGAUCCUCGCCCAGGCUGCUGCCCUCGCUCAAUCACCCGCUUCAGCGCCGGAAUCACCACUACUACAAGCGCCCGUACCGCAGGCCAGCAUCACAGCGGCCUCCUCCUCUUCUUUCACAUCCACCACCGCAGUGUCCAGCGCGACGCAUAUCGAGACGACACAGCAGCAGCAGCAGAAGACUACGACAACGACAACCACGGUCGAGAAAGCAAGAGACUUUACAGAAGGCGGUGACAGCGACGAUGAUAUGGUGAUCCCCGAGAUUGUGAUGGGUGGCGACAGCAGCGAGGACGAGGAGGACGAGUAA